Rhodamnia argentea is the source of this 729-nucleotide messenger RNA. RefSeq lists its product as uncharacterized. The record is from RefSeq and is a predicted model, not a curated record. The transcript is spliced from 7 exons. Bases 82 to 471 code for a protein of 129 amino acids. Gene Ontology annotation, biological process: proteasome assembly. NCBI's taxonomy places the organism in Eukaryota, Viridiplantae, Streptophyta, Magnoliopsida, Myrtales, Myrtaceae.
GAGAACACAAGAAGCGCUUCGCGAACUGAAUCGCUUGUUCUAUUUGUGCCUCUUUCUUUUCGGAGAAAGCAAAGUGGUCGCAUGAGUACAGAGGGUAUGGGCAGUUCGGUGCCUGAAUUUCCCGUGCCCCAGAAGGCGCUCACGCUUGAUAUCAAGGGGAACAAGACGGAUUUCGUAAUUUGCAGUUACGAGGACCAUUUCAUGGUAAUUGUCACUCAAAUUGGAGCUAUGGGGACAAUAUUGCAUGCCAGGAAGGAGGAAGGUGUCUCAAUUGAUCCUACUUUUAACGUCUCCGUCGUGUUUGGUAAGCGAGAUGAGCCAAUGAUGGUGGCAUGUGCUCGUCAGCUGAUUGAACAUAUAAGUAAUUCCAGGACCUCUAGGCAAUUGGUGCUUUCUCUAGGUCUCAAGGAUCAUUCAUCGGAGACGCUGAAAGGAGUUGUUUCUGCUGUAAUUGAGAAUCGCCUGUGGUAAUUGCUUGCUUGAACUGAGCAUCCCCAUUUCAUCCUCAGCAGCACUUGCAGCUGUUAAACACGGGCAAGAGUCCGUUUAACUGCUGCACUCGGCAAGCAUUUUUCUCGCAUAUGCUGGAUUAUGACCACGACUUUGAAGAGGACUCUGUGGUUCUGGACUUUCCUCCGCUGCACCAUUAUAAGUUUGCAUGCUGUGAUUUUCAUCUGUUUGCAUUCUGGAAGAGCCGAGUAAUGAGCAACAUCGAGAAUUUAUCCUUAA